AUGAUUUCUCUCAUUCUUCUCCUCGCUGCCCUUGUCUUUUACCUCUUUUACCUCACAUACCAUCGCAUCAUAACCCCCUACUUCCUUUCCCCGCUAUCCUCAAUUCCCAAUGCGCAUUUAACAUCGCCCCUCUCCAGCAGGUGGAUCGACCACAAACGCAGCACAGGCACGGAAGUUCUAGCCAUCUACUCCCAACAUCAAAAACACGGCCCCAUCGUUCGUCUCGGCCCCCAUGAGAUAAGUGUGAAUUCACUUCAUGGCCUGAAAAUUAUAUAUACGGGCGCGUUUGAGAAACAUGCCUUUUAUAACGAUGUAUUCGUCAAUUUCAAUGCCGAAAAUAUGGUCGGAAUGCUGCACAAUGCGCCACACGCGCACCAAAAGCGCAUGCUGAGCAAGACCUACUCGAAAUCGUCUCUCCAGCAGUCCGAUGAUCUACACUUGAUCUCCAAAGAGAUAUUGCAUGCGCGCCUGAUGCCAAUACUCAAGGAGGCUGGUGAUAAUCAAGAGGUACUGAAUGUACUGCCGCUGUUCCAAGCUGUUGGGAUGGAUUUCACUUCCUCCUUCCUUUUCGGCCUGCGCCACGGGACAAAGUAUUCGUUGAGCAUUCCGGAAUGGAAGGUAUGGCUUGAGGAGUAUGAGCGCUUCAAGUAUAUGAGCCGUGGGGACCGGUAUAUGGGCUUCAUCGAGCGAUGGUGCAUUGGGCUCUGUGAGCAGGCGGAGGUCUCCAGAGAUAAGACCAAUUUGGGAGACGGUGGGGAAUCGCUAUCUACGAAUGCAGUCGUCUUCGAACAGCUCCGCCAGAGCCUCAUUGUCCAAAAGGAUCACGACCACCGUCCGUUGAAAUUGGCAAUUGCCUCUGAACUGCUCGAUCACCUUGUUGCAGGCCACGAAACUACGGGCAUCACUGUUACGUAUAUGAUGUGGGAAUUGUCCCAAAACCCGGAGCUUCAAUCAGAGCUUCGAAGCGAGCUGCUUGGCUUAUCGCCGUCUCUGGAAAGCUUCGAUAAAGACAGAGCCCAGUCGCUCCCCUCGCCUUCCGCCAUUGAUGCCCUUCCGCUGUUAGACGCUGUGGUCCGCGAAACGCUUCGCAUUCACUCACCAGCCCCGGCCCAACUUCCUCGAGUGACACCGGACACGAAAGAAGGCACCUCCCUACAUGGACAUGACAGUAUCCCAGGGGGCGUGAAGGUCAGUUCAACCGCCUACUCUUUGCACCGCAUUGGCGAGGUUUUCCCUCGCCCGCUGGAGUGGCUUCCUCGACGGUGGUUAGAGGCCGGUGAUAGAAUUCAUAAUAUGAGGCGUCUAUUUUGGCCCUUUGGGAGCGGUGGUCGCAUGUGCUUGGGAAGUAAUUUUGCAUUGCAAGAAAUCAAACUGGUCAUGGCAGCUGUGUACUCGAAUUACACGACGGUCAUCAUAGAUGAUGAAGGCAUAGAGCAGGAUUAUGCCUUUAUCUCACUGCCGCGCGGAAGAAAGCUCAUGCUAAAAUUCAUCCCCGUUGUCAGGUGA
Penicillium salamii is the source of this 1506-nucleotide messenger RNA. The record is from the annotation of a GenBank genome assembly. Lineage: Eukaryota; Fungi; Ascomycota; Eurotiomycetes; Eurotiales; Aspergillaceae.